AUGACAGCAUCAUUAUCCAAUCAAUUCCACCAAACUUGCAUUCUUCUUCUUCUUCUCAUAUCGUCAUUAGUUGUUGCCAUCCCUAAAUACAAAGUUAAUCUCUUUGCUGGUGUAUGUUCAGGUUCAAGCUGCACUGGAGGUUACAAUGUGGCCAACGGACCAUCCACAAGUACACAACUCAAUGGCCUAUGUGGUAUGGCUCUCACAUUAGAUGGUGGAACGCUUUAUUUUGCUGACUACAAGAAUCAUGUUAUUCGAAAAGUAGUCCAUGGUUACAUUUCAACCGUCGCUGGCGUGAUUGGCUCAGAAAUGGAGCUGUGUACAUUGCAGACAAUGGUUUAUAUUGCUGACUAUGGUAAUCAAAGAAUUCGAAUGAUAUCCAAUGGUUACAUACAAACUAUUGCUGGAAAUGGUCAAGUUAAUUCAACAGGUGAUGGUGGACUGGCAACCCUUGCUUCAUUAUGUGAUCCAACAAGUGUAAGAGUUGCACCAUCUGGAAACGUUUACAUCUCUUAUUUUGAUCAUGAUGUUAAUGCUAUAAGAAAAGUAGACACCAAUGGAAUCAUUUCUACAAGUUCAAACUUCCUCCACUCUAGGCAACAAUCAUUUGAUCGUCAAUGA
Naegleria fowleri is the source of this 621-nucleotide messenger RNA. RefSeq lists its product as uncharacterized. The transcript has 3 exons. The coding region runs from base 1 to 621 and encodes 206 amino acids. NCBI's taxonomy places the organism in Eukaryota, Heterolobosea, Eutetramitea, Acrasida, Naegleriidae. The record is from RefSeq and is a predicted model, not a curated record.